Prorocentrum cordatum is the source of this 873-nucleotide messenger RNA. NCBI's taxonomy places the organism in Eukaryota, Dinophyceae, Prorocentrales, Prorocentraceae. The record is from the annotation of a GenBank genome assembly.
GACAGCGGGCCGCAGCUCCGCCGGGUGCUGCGCUUCCUCCGAGACGUGGCGGCGCCCGAGCUGUGCGCGGGCGCGGGGCUCCGCCUCAACGUGCCCAACAAGCGCCCGGGCCAGGCGCGGCAGCUGCUGCAGGCGGCCGCGGCGGCUGCGGAGGAGGUGCCGGGCGCGGAGGUGUGCCUGCACUACAGCCUGAAGUACCAGCCCGGCGGGGCCCAGGCCUUCCGGGCCUUCUGCGCAGAGGCCAGCCGCAUCCCCGGGUGCAGCGUGCUGCUGGUCUCCGGGACCGGGAGGAGGUCGGGCCCAGACUCGUGCGCCUGCCUGGAGGAGCUCUCGCUGGAGCCGCCCGGCGCUCGCGGCCUGCCCCCGCUCGGGGUGGCCUUCAGCCCCUUCGAGGAGCCUGGGCCGGAGAGGGCGAGGCUGCUGCGCAAGCUGCGCACUGGGCUGGUGUCGCAAGUGUGGCUGCAGCUCGGCUCCGACCUGCGCGCCCUGCGCUCGGGCCUCGAGUUCCUGGCGGAGCAGCGGCUCCCCGGGCUGCGCGGCUCCGUCUUCCUGCCCUCGAGGGCCACGCUGGCCAAGCAGCGCGCCCGGCCCUGGGCCGGCGUGUACCUCGGCGAGGAGUACCUCGCCUCGGUCGAGGGCGCGGAGGACAUCACCAGGCGCACGCUCGCGAUCUUCGCCGAGUUCGGCGUGGCGCCGCUGCUCGAGAGCCCGGUGGAGGACGCGCCGGCGGUGGCACAGGCCGCCGCGCUGCUGGGCUCAGGCCGCCGCGCGGCUCGCCCGGCGCCCCCGGAGCCGAGCACUGCCGCGCCGUGCGGCGCGGGAGCGCGGGAGGCCGGCAGCGGCCGCCGCUGGGGCAGGGGCAAGAGGUCGUGA